AUGUCUAGCAAUAGAGAACAGGUUUUUCCCACGCGUAUGACGCUGGGCUUAAUGAAGUCCAAGCUCAAAGGUGCAACCCAAGGCCAUUCGCUUUUGAAGAGGAAAUCGGAGGCUUUGACCAAACGAUUCCGUGAUAUCACGAAGCGGAUCGAUGAUGCCAAGCAGAAAAUGGGCCGUGUGAUGCAAACCGCGGCUUUUUCGUUAGCUGAAGUGAGUUACGCUACGGGUGAAAACAUCGGGUACCAAGUGCAAGAAAGCGUUUCUAACGCCAGAUUCAAGGUCAGAGCACGCCAGGAAAAUGUCAGUGGUGUUUACUUGCCCCAGUUCGAAAGCUUCAUCGACUCCGAAAUCAACGAUUUCAAGCUUACUGGUCUUGGUCGUGGUGGACAGCAGGUGCAGAGAGCCAAAGAAAUCUACUCCAAGGCUGUGGAGACAUUGGUGGAGCUGGCCUCGCUGCAGACCGCGUUUGUGAUCCUUGACGAAGUUAUCAAAGUCACUAAUAGAAGAGUCAAUGCGAUCGAGCACGUUAUCAUUCCACGUACCGAGAAUACCAUUGCGUACAUCAACAGUGAGCUGGACGAAUUGGACAGAGAGGAAUUUUAUAGAUUGAAGAAGGUGCAGGAGAAAAAGCUGCAACAGACAGCGGAGGUGGACGCCCAACUCAAGCGGCAAAAGGAGAGCGCUGCCAAGGAACGUGAGCAGUCCUCGGAUGCUUCAGAUUCGAAAGCCUCUGCCAAGAAGAACGACGCUGCAAAAGAAUCACAAGAAACCCCUGACAUUCUUGUUGAGCAAGAAGAAGAUGUGAUCUUUUGA
Lachancea nothofagi CBS 11611 is the source of this 813-nucleotide messenger RNA. NCBI's taxonomy places the organism in Eukaryota, Fungi, Ascomycota, Saccharomycetes, Saccharomycetales, Saccharomycetaceae. The record is from the annotation of a GenBank genome assembly.